AUGGAUGCCAAGAUCUUAUGUGAACACAAGAAGGAUGUUGAAGGGGUGCUUAACCAAAAAGAAGACGGCGCAGCAUCAGCGUAUGCAUUUCAUAAACAUAACAUAAGUGAAUCAUGUGGCGGACCAGUUUGCAAAUCGAGCAUAAAUGAACCACCAAAGUUCAGUGAAGGCGAAUGCAUCUGGCAAGAGUUAGAAUUUACAGAGGACGAGAAGAAGAAACAACCUAUCUCCCCUUCUUUAUUCACCGUCAUCCGCCUAAAUCCUGGUUCCGAUGCGCAUAAUGCACAGAAAAAUUUUGGAAGUUUUGAAAAAUGCAGCCUACAUGGACCGCACUGUCGUAUGACAUAUAUACUCGGUGUUUAUGCAUCCAACAACUAA
Molecule: messenger RNA, 378 nt
Organism: Sclerotinia sclerotiorum 1980 UF-70
Lineage: Eukaryota; Fungi; Ascomycota; Leotiomycetes; Helotiales; Sclerotiniaceae
Exons: 4
Coding region: 1-378 (125 amino acids)
Source: RefSeq, a predicted model, not a curated record